Suncus etruscus (white-toothed pygmy shrew) is the source of this 1732-nucleotide messenger RNA. It is a transcript of the gene ZBTB43, whose product is annotated as zinc finger and BTB domain containing 43. The coding region runs from base 172 to 1575 and encodes 467 amino acids. The record is from RefSeq and is a predicted model, not a curated record. The transcript is spliced from 2 exons. Gene Ontology annotation, molecular function: DNA-binding transcription factor activity, RNA polymerase II-specific; RNA polymerase II cis-regulatory region sequence-specific DNA binding; protein binding. Gene Ontology annotation, biological process: regulation of transcription by RNA polymerase II. Lineage: Eukaryota; Metazoa; Chordata; Mammalia; Eulipotyphla; Soricidae.
GUGCGGUGCAGAACUGAGAACUGUGUCGGCGGCGGUUGCUUUUGGGGCUCCGGCUUCGGCUUCGGCUUGAACGGGCUUUGGCGUGGGGCGCCGGCGACGGAAAGGGGAUCUCUCCGGGCAGGCUAUGUGAAUGUGGAGCCCGUCGCAGCACUGAAUAAGAUUUGUGAUGAAAUGGAGCCUGGAACAAACUCUUUUCGAGUAGAAUUUCCUGAUUUUUCCAGCACCAUUUUGCAGAAACUAAACCAGCAGCGUCAGCAAGGACAAUUAUGUGAUGUCUCCAUUGUUGUCCAAGGCCACAUUUUCCGGGCACACAAGGCUGUUCUUGCUGCCAGUUCACCCUACUUUUGUGACCAAGUACUCCUGAAGAACAGCAGGAGGAUUGUUUUGCCUGAUGUGAUGAACCCAAGGGUAUUUGAGAACAUUCUUCUUUCUAGUUACACAGGACGUCUGGUAAUGCCGGCUCCCGAAAUUGUUAGUUAUCUAACAGCUGCAAGCUUCCUCCAGAUGUGGCAUGUGGUGGACAAAUGCACAGAGGUAUUAGAGGGGAAUCCCACUGUGCUCUGUCAGAAGCUUAAUCAUGGCAGCGACCACCAGUCUCCCAGCAGCAGCAGUUACAAUGGCCUGGUGGAGAGCUUUGAGUUGGGCUCUGGGGGCCAUUCGGACUUCCCCAAGACCCAGGAACUGAGGGAUGGAGAGAACGAAGAGGAAAGCACCAAAGACGAGCUGUCAUCUCAACUCACCGAACACGAGUACCUCCCCAGUAACUCCUCCACUGAGCACGACCGACUGAGCACAGAGAUGGCAAGCCAGGAUGGGGAGGAGGCAGCCAGCGACAGUGCCGAGUUCCACUACACCCGGCCCCUGUACAGCAAGCCCAGCAUAAUGGCACACAAGCGUUGGAUUCAUGUGAAGCCCGAGCGCUUUGAGCAGGCGUGUGAGGGCAUGGACGUGCACGCUCCCUACGACGAGCACCAGGUCACCGAGUCCAUCAACACCAUGCAGACGGAGCACUCCAUCCAGCCUUCCGGGGUGGAGGAAGACUUCCACAUCGGGGAAAAGAAGGUGGAAGCAGAGUUUGAUGAGCAGGCAGACGAGAGCAACUAUGACGAACAGGUGGAUUUCUAUGGCUCUUCCAUGGAAGAGUUUUCUGGAGAACGGUCAGAGGGGAAUGUCCUUGGCCACAGGCAGGAGGCCGCCCUCGCUGCUGGCUACAGCGAGAACAUCGAAAUGGUAGCUGGGAUCAAAGAAGAAGCUUCUCACUUGGGUUUCUCAGCCAGUGACAAGCUCUAUCCGUGUCAGUGUGGGAAGAGUUUUACUCACAAGAGCCAGCGAGAUCGACACAUGAGCAUGCACCUCGGUCUCCGGCCCUAUGGCUGUGGUGUCUGUGGGAAAAAAUUCAAGAUGAAGCAUCAUCUUGUGGGCCACAUGAAAAUUCACACGGGCAUCAAGCCCUAUGAGUGUAAUAUCUGUGCAAAGAGAUUUAUGUGGAGGGACAGUUUCCACAGGCACGUAACUUCUUGUACCAAGUCCUACGAAGCUGCAAAGGCUGAGCAGAAUACAACUGAGGCGAACUAAAAAUAGGGUCUGGCCCUUGAGUGGCAGGCACAAAAAUAAACUAUGGUAAUUAUGCAAAUCUGGGCACAGAUGAUGCGUGCUACUUGCUAUUAUAAGAGAAGCCUAAAAAAAAGUAAAGGAAGAUAUUUCGGAAAGACCAGCUCUAAGUAGGCCAAUU